This is a messenger RNA of Closterium sp. Naga37s-1, 2398 nucleotides long. Lineage: Eukaryota; Viridiplantae; Streptophyta; Zygnematophyceae; Desmidiales; Closteriaceae. The record is from the annotation of a GenBank genome assembly.
AUGUCUCUGGAUGAUGGAAUAGAGAGUCUCCUUGCAUUAGUGGCUCUGCGGCUGCUGCAGCAAGCCUGGGCCAUCACCGACCGCAUCUUCCCCUCCCUGCAGCCGCUGCUGAACCUCUUAACCUGCUCUCCCUCUCCCUCCCCGUCCAUUUCCUUCCCCUCCUCCAGUCUCCUUGCAUCUGCGGCUCUGCGGCUGCUGCAGCAAGCCUGGUCCAUCACAGAUCGCAUCUUCCCCUCCCUGCAGCCACUGCUGCUGCCGCCCUCCCUCUCCUUCCCCAAAAGCAUAAGAAUAACCAGCACCAGCAGCACAGCUAGCGGUGAUGUGGGGGGAGGAGAGGUGAUGGUGCUGGCAGCAGCAGCAAGCAUACGGGGAGUGUGUUGCCACGAUACGGACCGGGCAGUGCGGCUGGUGCUGUCAGUGCAGGCAGCUAUCGAGUCUCCAAGCCCUCUCGUUGCUGCCUUUGGUUUGGACGCCCUUGCUGCUCUCUGUGCUGCUGAUGCCGUGGUGCAGGCAGCUAUCGAGUCGCCAAGCCCUCUCGUUGCUGCCUUUGGUCUUGACGCCCUUGCUGCUCUCUGUGCUGCUGAUGCUGUGGUGAGGCUGGUGCUCUCAGUGCAGGCAGGCAUUGAGUCACCCCAUCCGCUUGUUGCUGCCUUGGGCCUUGACGCCCUUGCUGCUCUCUGUGCUGCCGACAACGUGGGGAGGGGGAGGGAGGAAGUGUGCUGCCUUUGGCCCUGUGCUUCCCACAUCGCCCCAUCCCAACCCAUCACUUCCUCUCCCUGCCCCUCCCGCUUCAACCCGUCUCAAUCAACAACCACUUCAGAUUUCUUUACGGCGUGGAAAGUGGUGUCCCGAUCACACCCCUCCCUGCCCGCGCAUCCAAUCACGGCUGCCCGUUUGUGCCACCUGCUGCAAUCCGCUGCUCUCGACGCCGCAGCCUAUCCCAACGCGACACGUGGCAUCAUGGAGGGCCUGUGGGAAGCUGCCAGGAAAGGGAGGGAGGGGGAGCUGAUAGAAGGAGGAGGGGGAGGAGGGGGAGAAGGGGAGAGGGAAUGGAGGCAGACUCGUGCUGCUGCGUUCACUGCACUUGCUGCUUUCACGGUGGAUGACGUGGCAACCACAUGGCCCUACCCCAGCACCCACCUGCUUCGAGCCUUCCUCUCAGAGCCCUCUCCUUCCGUGCGGCAAGCCAUGCUCCCCCUGCUUACCAAACUGGCAGACUAUCAACACAGGACCCGACCCCGGGGUCGGAGGGCUGUGGUGGUGGGCGGAGGAGAGGGGGCGGAGGGUGACGUGGCGUCUGCUGCCACGUCAGCCGGUGCGCCUGGUGGCGCCACGUGGCGGUCGAACAAGCUCCUGGCGGCGCUGCCCCGGCUGCUGUGUCCGGAGAGCUUCGGCGGCCGCAAGGGAAAAGAUGGACUUGAUGUACCUGCUGCCGCCUUGCUGCUGGUGCCGCCACCACCGCCAGAGCCGCUGUCAGGCGCAUCUGCUGGGAGUGUCAGGCAGGCGCGGGUAGACCUGGAGAAGGCUCUCAAGGAAAGAGACGCACACUUCCACCGCAUCUUCCUGGAAACUUCUCAGUCUCUCAGCCGCCCGGCCUUCUUCCCGCUGGUGCUCUCCUCGCUCGCCGCCUGGACCCACUUCAUGCGCCAAUGGUAUCGCGCCAGGUGUCGCCUUCUGCACGCCACAGCCGCCGCCGCCCCUGCUGGUGGUGCUGCUACAGCUGCUGCAGCAGUGGGAGGCACAGAGACAGGGAUAGGGGGAGCAGCAGGGGGAGGGGGAUUAGUGGGAGCUGUUCCUCCAGGCGACGUGCCGGCAGCAGCAGCAAGGGGGCUAUGGUCAACAGUAACCCAAGGGUUCGACAGCGGUGUUCCAAUGCAGGCAGAGAACAGUGCUCUCGCCCUCGCCGCUCUCUGCCAAGCCUUGCCGCCCGCCCUCCACCCCCUUGUAGCCUCUGCUGCUGAUCUGCUCCGAGGGAGGCUCAAAGAUGGGGGGACGAGCGCGGGAUGGGGGGUGGAAGAGACGGGGGAAGGGGAAGAGGAGAGAAGGGGAGGGGGAGGGGGAGGGGGAGGGGGAGUGGGGAGGAGAGGGGGAGUGGGUGGGGAAGGGAGGGGGGUGGGUGGUGCAGGGUGGGUGGCGGUGAGUGGGUGGGCGGAUGCUCUAGCACUGGGGGCUGUGGGAGGGUGUCUUCAUGCCACAGAUGCCCACAUGCGACUGAGAAUAGCCAUUCUUCACACCAGGGUAAGCCAAAUCAUUCAAAUGGAUGUCUGGGUGACAUGUGCGGUGAGUGGGUGGGCGGAUGCUGUAGCGCUAGCGGCUGUGGGAGGGUGCCUUCAUGCUAUGGAUGCCCACAUGCGCCUCAGGAUUGCCAUUCUGCUCACCAGGGUAAGCCAGUUCACAU